UGAUCAGUGCCAGCCGAUCGGUCGGUAGAGAGAAGUGCGUCGCGAGUCCAAAAAGAAAAUCGAGCCCGCAGAAAGUGCCAGUGAAUAGACUGAUAAAACGAACAAAAAUGAAAGCUUUCAUUAUCGCCGGAGUGUGCGUGUUGAGCGUGCUGAGCCUGGGAUCCGCUCAGUUCCAGAACGGACGUCUGGAGCCGCCAAAUCCGCAGCUCUGUGCCCAGCGUGUCAUUCACGAGAAAACUCCCGACGGCAAGGGUUACUUCUUCUCGUGGCGCGACCCUCAGCUGAAGGGCGUGGAGGAGGACUGGCUGACCGCCAGGAACUACUGCCGCAGGCGCUGCAUGGACUCCGUUUCGCUGGAGACCAGUUUGGAGAACGAGUGGAUCAAGCAGUAUGUGGUGCGCGAGAAUGUGAAAUACAUCUGGACCAGCGGCCGCUUGUGCGACUUCAAGGGCUGUGACCGCCCCGAUCUGCAGCCCACGAACAUCAACGGUUGGUUCUGGACCGCCACGCUGCAGAAGCUGGCCCCAACCACUGAGAGGAACCAGGGCGAUUGGUCGCCCACCGGCGGCAUUGGCCUGCCCCAGCCGGACAACCGCGAGUACAAGCAGAAUGGAGCGCCGGAGAAUUGUCUCGCCCUGCUGAAUCAGUUCUACAACGAUGGCGUGAACUGGCACGAUGUGGCAUGCCACCACAAGAAGAGCUUCGUCUGCGAGGAGAACGAUGCCCUGCUGAAGUAUGUGCGCUACACGAACCCCAAUCUGCGCAUCUAAGAGGAUUACGAUCGGGAUAAGGAUCCGAAUGCGGAUGCGGGCUGGCGGCAGGACCAGCGACACUCUCCAAGUAAAACCAAAAAUGAUAUUCCCCAAAUCGGCAGCGGGAACGAUGAUCGAUGUCAACUAUAUGUCUAAUCUCCGAUUGUCUUUGAAUGCAAAGUUUUCUGGCCAAAUUGCUGCAUGAUAUACUUACUUAUGAACCCUAUCCUGGUAACCACCUUCCAAUUCUCUGCGCUCUGUUCUGUCUCAUCAACUAGUUUAAUUCUUAAUUUUGUAUUAAUUUAUGAUUUUCCUUAAUUAUAAUAAAAGAUUCGAAACGAUUUUGAUAA
Messenger RNA from Drosophila mauritiana, 1102 nucleotides. RefSeq lists its product as uncharacterized. Lineage: Eukaryota; Metazoa; Arthropoda; Insecta; Diptera; Drosophilidae. The transcript is spliced from 3 exons. The record is from RefSeq and is a predicted model, not a curated record. The coding region runs from base 108 to 770 and encodes 220 amino acids.